AACUCGCAGCCGGCUAAUCACAUCAAGAUUCAAGCUGUCCUUGCUCGCUUUAACUCACGGGAAAACUUGCUCGACCGGAUGAUGAGCAUGUACUACUUCGAAGCCAUCCAUGCAUCAGCUUAAAGACCUUACCAAUUUCAAAGAAACUCGAACUUCUCUUCCUCGACCACUGUAUUGCUGUCCUCUCUGUUGAUGGAGAGGGGAAGUUUUGCAACCCACUGGCAGCUUCUGUAAAUUCCAGCAAGCACUGAUCGUAAGGGGGACAGGAAGCGGUCUCUCUGUGGAAUUGUGGGAAUUUUAUAAUAUUGUGUUCGGCGAUUCGAGAGACAAGCAUGAGACCAGGGGCUCGGAGUGAGUGCGAUGAGCUGGAAGAUGAGAUUGAGAGAAUACUCAGACAUCAACAAACUCACGAGUUGACGUGCCCAGUUUGCGACUCGUGCGUGACCAAGCGACUGAUCAUCCGAAAGAGAAAAAGAUCGAGUACGACGGACGAUGCGCAUCGUCUGGCCAAAGCUCGCAAAAGCUGUGAGAAGGCCAUAAGCAGUGUGAUUAAGCGCCGCCACGAGGUGUACGACGCGCACAAAGAAUGCAUACGAUCACAAUCUCCGCCACAUUCGCCCACCAGCGUGAUUGUCGAUGACGCCACGGAUCCGGAGGAUGAAAAAGGCUGGAGCUGCUUUCCAUGCCUUCCCUGCUUCUUCUCCUUCUUCUAUGAGAGAGGUCCAGGACAGCUCGAGAGACAAAGAAGUUUGAGAGAUGCAGCAGCAGAUUUCGGUCCAGACGAUACAACUCCUCUUCUGCAGGCCCAGUCCCGCAUUUCCAGCUGAUGCAUGAACUACCUAGAACAUAGCGGCCGAUGCUCAGUGUACAGGAUGCUUCGACUGCUGAUGGAUUUUGACUUUUUAUUGUCAUUUGGAUGAUUCGGUAUGCCAACAUUCGCAGGCUAUAUUACGCGACAUUCAAUCGUUUGACGACCUUGUCAGGGUUUUCUACUUACAUCACUUCUGCCUGCACUUCUACUUCUCUCACUAUAUUCCGAAGAAGAAAGCAUUUUUUUGUGUCAGGGCUAGACAAUGAGGCAGUGCAAUGUGUUACGAUGAUCAAUUACAAUGGUACUGGGGUAUAUUUAGAGACGAAUAAGAAUCAAAUAGUUCGUUCCUAUUCGCCAAGUAGAGUAGAAAGAAUGGGGAAGAAUAGAUUUGUAACAGCUUAUUUUCACUGAUAAGUAGUUUUGUAAAGUGUUCACUUAUGUGUGACGAAGG
Messenger RNA from Marchantia polymorpha subsp. ruderalis, 1262 nucleotides. The record is from the annotation of a GenBank genome assembly. Lineage: Eukaryota; Viridiplantae; Streptophyta; Marchantiopsida; Marchantiales; Marchantiaceae.